Molecule: messenger RNA, 614 nt
Organism: Cataglyphis hispanica
Lineage: Eukaryota; Metazoa; Arthropoda; Insecta; Hymenoptera; Formicidae
Exons: 2
Coding region: 75-614 (179 amino acids)
Source: RefSeq, a predicted model, not a curated record
AAUUAUUUGAAAUUUAUGCCGCCAUUUUGUACAACGAGAAAUAAUAUUUUGCUCGCGCCAAGUUUUGCUCGACAAUGGCUACGGUUGACGUAUCGCAUUUCGAUGAGGAACGUAAAGAGAAAGCCGUCUACAAACGGAGAUCGUCGAUUUUCCAGACGCGCAUUGCAACGUGCGAUCAAACUAAAGGCAAUGAAGGCACAUCUAAUAAGAACAGGUUUUCACCGAAUAAAGUCAACAAAGAAUGUAUUGUUCAGAAUGAUGAGACAUUUAAUCUGAAGGAAUAUAUAGAGAAACUUAAACAGGAGCGUAAAGACUGGCAGAAAGAAUACAAGAAUCGCAAGAUUCAACGAAAAAAUCUGACUAAACAGAAAACAAGUGUGGCAGAACAAGGACAAGUUUUUGAUAUAAAUGUAUUAACAGAAUCUGACAGAGUUUUUCUUUUGACAUGUCCCGAUUAUGAACAUAUCUGCCAAAAUAGUCGGAAAACUUUGGAUGCAGCACUAAAAAUAUCUACACUUAGUCAGCAUAUACAAAAGUUAAAUAAAAAAUUUAUGGAAAAAAUGGAAAAUAAUAUAUCCAUAGUCACCAAAAAUGUUAUAAAGCUAUCGGAAUAA